Messenger RNA from Cucurbita maxima (winter squash), 1071 nucleotides. Its product is annotated as protein TIFY 10b-like. NCBI's taxonomy places the organism in Eukaryota, Viridiplantae, Streptophyta, Magnoliopsida, Cucurbitales, Cucurbitaceae. Bases 29 to 868 code for a protein of 279 amino acids. The transcript is spliced from 3 exons. Gene Ontology annotation, biological process: regulation of jasmonic acid mediated signaling pathway; response to wounding; regulation of defense response. Gene Ontology annotation, cellular component: nucleus. The record is from RefSeq and is a predicted model, not a curated record.
CGUGCUUCAACUCAAAUAAAUUAAUCAAAUGAACAAUUUUCAAAAGACAACAAAAAAGAAACAAAAAGAAGACCAAUCAGUUUCGAAAGAAGAUGCAAGGAAGGUAGCUCUUCUUUAUAUUCUUCCUCUCGUAUUCAAAGCUUGCAACAAAUUUGAACACACAAGUCUUUCAGAUCUGCUCCAAAUCCCCCAACUCUUUGUUUUCAAUUCCACCAUGUCCACUCCCUCCGACAACGCCGCCGCCCGAAAGCCAGACCGGGCACCGGAGAAGUCCAGUUUUGCGCAGACUUGUAAUCUGCUGAGCCAGUACUUAAAGGAGAAGAGAGGCCUUGGAAUUUCCCCCAGGAUUGAACCGAAAGAUGAGUUUCCGACGCCUCGGCCGCCGGCAAUAAUGAACUUGCUGACGAACAUGGAAAACCCAGAAGAGAAGGCGGUGGGGCUUUUUCUACCAUCGGCGGAGCCGCCGUCUGCGACGCAAAUGACCAUUUUUUACGACGGAAAAGUUCUGGUGUUCAAUGAUCUUCCAUCGGAGAGGGCGGAAGAGAUUAUGGCCAUGGCCAGCAAGGGAGUCGUGUCCUCUUCCAGAUCUGCCUCUGCUGCUGCCGCUGUCUCCAACAAGGUAACGGAGCCAGCCGCCGCCAAAAAACAACCUCAGACCAAAGUUUCCUGCGAUUUGCCCAUUGCAAGAAGAGCUUCUCUCCAUCGAUUCUUCGAGAAGAGAAAGGACAGAGUUUCAGCAAGAGCCCCAUACCAACUGGAUUCACAGCAAUAUUCUUCUUCUUCUAAACCAGCCGGCGAAAGCUACAGAGUCAACAUCGGCGAGAAGGGAAACCAGCUAUCUUCAAACCACUUUGAUCUAAACAUAUAGGCAAAAUUUUAUAAAAUCACCAUAGUUGUUACUCCGUUAAGCUUCUGCCUAAUCUUACCUUCAAAUUCUGACAUUAUACCUGUUGUCAUAACCCUUCUCCUGCCAUCAGAAUGAAUAUGAACAAGAACAGAGCUCUGUAACUAUUUUUCAGACUAAAGACGCUGAUUUGUUGACUUUAUGAAAUUUUUUAGAUCUAUGUUUUA